AUGGAAGCUGAACUUCCCUUUGGUUCUCCCCGAAAGCGCCCUUCCUUUUUUGAGCCCAUUUUUAAGGAACUCGAAAAAAAGAUUGGAAAAUUAAAAAAGAAAUAUUUUAGAACUCUAAAAAUUGUAAAAGAAAAAACAAAAUUAUUUAUAAGAGUUUCAAAAGAAACCAAAAAAUGGCUUAUCAAAAGUAUUGGAUUUCUCAAAAAAAUAAAAAAAGAACUUUCAAGGGUAAAUGCAAUUGUAUUAGUUAGAUUCAAAGAAAUAUCUGAAUCGAAUGAAACGAAAAAAGAAAAAGAUUAUCUAAUUAGUAAUCAAAUAAUUAACGAAACAUUUAGUCAAAUCCAAUCUGAAAAUUGGCCAAAUUCUUCACUAAUAGAAACAAAAAUGAAGGAUUUGACUAAUAGAACAAGUACAAUAAAAAAUGAAAUAGAAAGAAUUACAAAAGAAAAAAAGAAAGUAACUCCAGAAAUAGACAUUAGACCUAAUAAAACAAAUAAUAUUAAAAAAUUCGAAUCGCCAAAUUUUUUUUUUCAAAUAUUAAAAAGCAGAAAUACUCGAGUAAUAUGGAAAUUCCAUUAUUUUCUAAAAUUAUUCAUUCAAAGAUUAUACAUCGAUCUAUUUUUAUCUAUCAUUAAUAUUCCUAGAAUUACUACACAACUCUUUCUUGAAUCAACAAACAAAUUGAUUGAGAAAUCCAUUUCCAAUAAUGAAAUAAAUCAAGAAAAAAUUAAUAAUAAUAAUAAUAAAAUUCACUUUAUAUUUAUUUCGACUCUAAAAAAGUCACUUUAUAAUAUUAGUAAUAAAAAUUCACAUAUUUUUUGUGAUUUAUCGUACUUGUCACAAGCAUAUGUAUUUUACAAAUUAUCACAAACCCAAGUUCUUAAUUUGUCUAAAUUUAGAUCUGUUCUUCAAUAUAACACAACUUCUUGUUUCCUUUAG
Solanum dulcamara is the source of this 939-nucleotide messenger RNA. RefSeq names its product protein TIC 214-like. Bases 1 to 939 code for a protein of 312 amino acids. Lineage: Eukaryota; Viridiplantae; Streptophyta; Magnoliopsida; Solanales; Solanaceae. The transcript has a single exon. The record is from RefSeq and is a predicted model, not a curated record.